AGUGAAGCCAUCCAGAACCGCAUGUCUUUCGUCUACGAUCAACGAAACCUGAGACAGUCUGCAAGCCUGCAGCUGAGCCUUAUCAAACACCAUGCCAUUCGACCCUCUGCAGGACACCCAUCUCGAUGCUGACACGUACAAAGAGCUUCCUCCUGGUAAUUUCAUCCGUUACCUGGUGCUCUCGCCGGGCAGUGGCGCCGAGCCCCUCGCCUGCGAGCUCAAGGCCGCCAGCCUGGACGGCGAGCUGGACUUCGAGGCCAUCUCGUACGUCUGGGGCAGUGAAGAGAAGACCGAAGAGAUUUCUUGCAACGGCAGCACAAGAGAAAUCACUGCGAACCUGGCCGCGGCUUUGAGACGAGUUCGGCAUGCUUCCGAGACGCGGUCGCUAUGGGCCGACUCAAUUUGCAUCGACUAGGGAAACUAGGUGGAGAAAAGCCACCAGGUCGCCCUUAUGGGGCAGAUCUACCCUCGUGCCCGCCGAGUUUUGAUACAUAUUGUCGGUGAUGACGACGGCGGCGGAGUUGCUGCAGAGACUUUCGUAUCAUGGCUAAAUGAGAUAAUAUGUGCGGACCUGAGCGGUAUGAAUCUAGCGGAAGGCCAUGGAUUCCAACCUCCGUCACACGACCUGGAAAAGCGUCUGAGCAUGGACUCGAGGAUAAAGUAUAUCUAUACGCUUAUCGGGCAGCCAUGGUGGG
Molecule: messenger RNA, 695 nt
Organism: Cryphonectria parasitica EP155
Lineage: Eukaryota; Fungi; Ascomycota; Sordariomycetes; Diaporthales; Cryphonectriaceae
Exons: 1
Coding region: 92-415 (107 amino acids)
Source: RefSeq, a predicted model, not a curated record